AUGUAUAAGCUGACCGUGCAACAAGUAGACAGACGCCUGUCCUUCAGAGGGAUCGAACCGUCCAGGCUCCGCAACAAGCCGCACACAUUGCAGUACGACUGGGACAAGAUGUGCUACUUUGACCAAACAAGAUGGGCUUGUGGCUUCUGGCGUUGGGGUCACUUCCGGCAGCAAUGCAACAAAGAAUACCGGAUGGGGGAGACCUGCGGUCUCAAGCUUGUUUACGAAACCAAGGAGCAGGAAGAUGUUUGCAAACUGUGCCAUGACAUCGAGAAGAAACAGCGCCGGUACGACAAGAUGUACCGCGAUGUACAGCGGUGGCAGCGCGAAGGCGGCCGCCCCGCCACUGUCGAGCGUACCUGUGCUGACAUGGAGGACGUGCUGGAGCAGAUUGCCAGGAUGAGAGAGGACCAUCGCCAGCGCACAGCCCAUCUUGGGUAA
This is a messenger RNA of Emericellopsis cladophorae, 441 nucleotides long. RefSeq lists its product as uncharacterized. Bases 1 to 441 code for a protein of 146 amino acids. The record is from RefSeq and is a predicted model, not a curated record. Lineage: Eukaryota; Fungi; Ascomycota; Sordariomycetes; Hypocreales; Bionectriaceae. The transcript has a single exon.